GAUGGGUAAGUGCUGCACUAGAGGGACGUUCCAUCUGUCAUGAUGCAUAUCAGGCAGCCUACUGAGCCGCAAUGCGAUAGAGGUGAGCGAUGUAUGUCACUGAGGCUCAUCGGCCCUGGAUGGAAAACAAUAAGUCCGAAAAUUGAAAUCUGGAAGCAUUGCGAGCAUCUCGGUCAGCUUCUUAAUGUGCUUCCUUGUAUGCAAGUUACAAGAGCGCCAACAUAGAAGAGGAUACAAAGAUUGCGCGCGGAGAUGUUGCUUUACGAGGCUCUGCGGGGAACCAAUGUAGUUGAUGUCAUUGAGAUACGUAUGUCGUUCAUCUGCAAUAUAUGUUAAGCUCUCUCCGUACUGUUCUCCGUACUUUGGACAUUAGUGCAAAGUUCCUUUAUACUUGGACAGAUCCCAGUCAAUCGCUCGCUGGAAACGAAAAUGGUCCUCAAACUGAUUUCUGCCACUCCGUCCCCCUACGCUCGGAAGGUGCGGAUUGCAUUGGCGGAGAAAUCAAUCCCCUUUGAGCUUGUCACUGAAGUGCCAUGGGACAAGACAACCCAGACACCACAAUAUAAUCCCUUGGAGAAGCUACCGGUCCUCAUUGACACUGAAGCCAAAGACCCCGAAGAUGGCUCAGUAUAUGAGUCGCACUUCAUUCUAGACUGGAUCGAAUACAAAUAUCGAGCGCCGGAAUAUGUUAGUCUGACCCCGGACACGAGGGACGGCGAACUAUUCGCGAAGAAAGUUCAAGUCAUCGCAGAUGGCGUGUGCGACGCGUGCGUUUUGAUGUUCUUCGAGAAACAGCGGUCGUCGCCCUCUGAAGAAUGGACAUCUCGACAACGACGCAAAGUUGACGGUGGGUUGAAGCAACUUGCAAAGUGGGCUGGGGAUAAAGAGUUCCUUCUCGAUGACAAAUUCACCAUGGCCGAUGUUGCCGCAGGUUGUGUACUGGGCUACCUCCGGGUACGGUUUGCUGAGCACCCCUGGCAAGAAACCUAUCCCAACUUGAAGAGGUAUAGUGAUGGUCUGGAAGCGAGGAAAUCUUUCAAGGAUACUGUCCCGACGCCGCAAGAUAUAAGCGACAAGAUCGUUUGAUCGGCCGAAGAGGUGACUGCCGGAAACUGCUGCCUCGUCCGAUAUAGUCGUGAUGAGGUUGACGUGAGAGGCCUGCCCGUCUGGACCGCGGCGUCGGCUGAGUUGCGGUAACUUUUGUGUCCAUGC
Molecule: messenger RNA, 1212 nt
Organism: Exophiala viscosa
Lineage: Eukaryota; Fungi; Ascomycota; Eurotiomycetes; Chaetothyriales; Herpotrichiellaceae
Product: glutathione S-transferase domain-containing protein
Exons: 3
Coding region: 430-1086 (218 amino acids)
Source: RefSeq, a predicted model, not a curated record